This is a messenger RNA of Anoplopoma fimbria (sablefish), 914 nucleotides long. RefSeq names its product radial spoke head component 1 (gene rsph1). Gene Ontology annotation, cellular component: nucleus; motile cilium. The transcript is spliced from 8 exons. The record is from RefSeq and is a predicted model, not a curated record. Gene Ontology annotation, biological process: spermatid development; axoneme assembly. NCBI's taxonomy places the organism in Eukaryota, Metazoa, Chordata, Actinopteri, Perciformes, Anoplopomatidae. The coding region runs from base 139 to 864 and encodes 241 amino acids.
GCCAGAUAACUUCCAGGCGACCACGUGCAACUGUUGGUCACGUGGAAUUGAUGUUGUCACGGCAACAGUAAACUGGUAAGAGCGCACUGAGCAUCUUUGCAGUUUUUAUCGUCCACACUUCGGAAGUGACACAGAAAGAUGUCGGACGUAGGUUCUGAUGAGUUUGAUGAUGAACGCAGUAAAAUCGGGGAAUAUGAAGGGGACAGGAAUGAAGCAGGAGAGAGGCACGGAGUCGGUAAAGCUGUUCUGCCCAACGGAGACAAAUAUCAGGGUCGGUACGAGAACGGCGUAAGAAACGGAAAGGGGACAUAUCGCUUCAAGAAUGGGGCAAGAUAUGUGGGAGACUAUUGCCAGAACAAGAAACAUGGACAGGGCAGCUUCUACUAUCCAGAUGGCUCUCAAUAUGAAGGGUCGUGGGUUGAGGACCUGAGACAGGGUCACGGUGUCUACACUUACCCCAACGGAGACACGUAUAAUGGAGAGUGGAUGCAUCAUAUGAGGCAUGGACAGGGCAUUUACCACUACAGUGAAACUGGCUCAACGUACAAGGGCUCAUGGGUGAAUGGCAAGAUGGAGACAGCUGGAGAGUACAUCUACUCAAACCACAGAUACAUCGGCAACUUUGUCAACAACAAUCCACACGGCCAGGGGAAGUACGUGUUUGACAUUGGGUGUGAGCAGCACGGUGAAUACCAUCAAGCAGAGCAGGACCAAGCUGAGGGUGAGUGGGGCGCGUUGGCCUCCACCCCCGCCUUUAAGUGGAUUCCCCAGUGUUUCACGGGGCUGAAGCUGUUGACUCCAGGCAAAGACACUUCAGGUGGGGAAAAGGAAACCGCCUCAGCAGAGGAGGGAGCAGAGAACUGACCUGUGUGAUCAAUCCACAAUCCUGCAUCUUUCAACCUGUGUGUACAAAG